This is a messenger RNA of Pseudozyma flocculosa PF-1, 2751 nucleotides long. RefSeq lists its product as uncharacterized. Gene Ontology annotation, cellular component: nucleolus. The record is from RefSeq and is a predicted model, not a curated record. Gene Ontology annotation, biological process: ribosomal large subunit biogenesis; ribosomal large subunit export from nucleus. The coding region runs from base 1 to 2751 and encodes 916 amino acids. The transcript is spliced from 2 exons. NCBI's taxonomy places the organism in Eukaryota, Fungi, Basidiomycota, Ustilaginomycetes, Ustilaginales, Ustilaginaceae.
AUGCCGCCGACCAAGGACAAGAGCGGCAAGCCCGUGCCCACCGCCAUCGUAAAAGAGGGCGGCCUCACCCACCGUUCCAUGGGCCGGGGCCUCCUCAACACCGACAACCUCCCCGCCCUCCAGAACCUCCUCAAACGACAGCCAGACGCCUACGUCGAGGAAUUCACCGCCCAGUGGAACCACUACCAGAGUCUGCGCAGCAUCUUUGCCGCCGACCUCGCUCUCGACGCCGGCGUCGCCGCUGCAUCGCUCGAUGUCGGCCCUCAGCAGGGCGCCGCCGCCGCCGGUGCCAUGGCCGCGCCCAAGAUCGCAAAGGACCAGCAGGUCAAGCUGGUCCAGCUCAUCUCGUUUGUCACCCAGCUCGCGCCCUCGUACCCGGACAUUACCGCGCCCCUCCCCUCGCACCUCUCCGACCUCCUCCUCAACCACCAUGCCGCCCUCACCCCCGACAUCCGCGUCGCCUGCCUCCGCUCCCUCAUCCUCCUCCGCAACCGCGACGUCAUCACCUCCGAGGCCCUCCUCCGCACCCUCUUCCCGCUCCUCACCAUCACCACGUCGUCGUCGCUGCGUACCUCGGUCCAGGCCACCAUCCUCCAGGACCUCAAGAACGCCAACCUCAAGGCCAAGAACCACCGCCUCAACCGCGUCGUCCAGGGCCUCCUCUUUGGCAUCGUGCAGCAGGGCAUCGACGCCGUCUCUUCGGGCGCCGGCGCCGCCAGCGCGCCCCUCCACGGCAAAAAGGGCCAGCUCACCGGCAAGUCCGAGGCGCUGUGGGCGGUGCGCCUCGCCGCCAACCUGUGGCGCAAGGCCAUCUGGAACGACGCCAAGACCGUCUCGCUCCUCGCCCUGGCCUGCUUCCACCCGCACCCGCGCGUCCAGUCGUCGGCCAUCCGCUUCUUCCUGGGCGACCUCCACUCGGCCGAGGACGAGGCGUCGGACGACGACGAGGACUCGGACGGCGGCGCCGAGAUCGAAAAGAUGAAGCACCAGCGCAAGGUGGGCAAAAAGACGCGCAGCGGCGACAAAAAGAUCAAGGCGGCGGCCAGCCAGGUGCGCAAGAAGCGGCGCGCCAAGCAGGAGGCGUCGGUCGAGGGCAGCACCGGCUCGGACGGCAACACCAACUUUGCCGCCCUCUACCUGCUCAACGACGCCCAGAACUUUGGCGAGAAGCUGUUUGACAACCUCAGCCGCGGCGACCGCGAAAAGCGCCACACGAUCGAGAUCAAGGUGCGCAUGAUGCAGCUGCUGUCGCGCGUCAUGGCGGCGCACAAGCUGUGCGUGCUGAGCUUCUACAGCUACGUCGUCAAGUACCUGGCGCCGCACCAGCUCCACAUCACCCUGAUCCUCGUCUCGCUCGCCCAGAGCGUGCACGACCAGACGCCGCCCGACGUCCUGACGCCCGUGGUGCGCAAGAUCUCGGACGCCUUUAUCCACCCGGGCGUGUCGUCCGAGGUCGUGGCGGCGGGCCUCAACUCGAUCCGCGAGAUCUGCAAGCGCCAGCCGUGGGCCAUGGACGAGGCGCUGCUUGAGGACCUCAUCUCGUACCGCCGCUCCAAGGACAAGGGCGUGGCGGCGGCGGCGCGCGGCAUGCUCUCGCUCUACCGCGAGGUCAACCCGGGACUGCUCAAGAAAAAGGAGCGCGGCAAGAUGGGCACGCUCGCCGUCGCCGAGGGCCACACGGCGCUGCCGUUUGGCGUGGCGCAGGACGAGGUGCGCGGCAUCCGCGGCAUCGAGCUGCUCGAGAAGCACCUCGAGGAGCAGCAGAGGCAGAAGGCCGAGGACGGAGAGGGCGGCGCAGGCGGCGACGAUGCCGACGGCGACGACGAUGCGGCGGGCUGGGAGGGCUGGGAGGCCGACUCUGGGUCCGAGUCCGAAUCCGAGGACGGCUGGAUCAACGUGUCGUCGGACGACGACGACGGGGCCGCCUUCCACCUGUCGGACAGCGACAGCGACGACGACGAGGAGACGAAGCGGGAGAAGAAGAGCGCCAAGGACAUGAUGCGGGAGCGGCUGGAGCGGAAGCGCGAGGAGCGCCGGCGGAAGCGCGAGAGGCUGGCGAGGAAGGCGGCGAGGCAGGAGCGGCGCGACAAGGGCGAAGAAGUCGAGACGAGCGACAGCGACGCGAGCGGCAGCGACGACAACGACGACGACAAGGGCGAGGGCGAGGGCGAGGGCGAGGGCGACAAAAAGGCGGGCGGUGAGGUCAAGGCGGGCGACGUUGAAGCGGCCACGGCGGCCGUGUCGGCCGAGACGGAACGCAUCUCGACGCUGGCGACGAGCAAGAUUCUGACGCCGGCCGACUUUGCGACGCUCAACGCGCUGCGGAUCACGCAGCUCGAGACGCUCAUCUCUACGGGCGGGCUGGCGGGGGCGCGGGCCAAGCGGGAGCUCGAGACGCUCAAGCAGGGCGCCAAGAAGCGGGCGGCGGGAUCGUCGUCGCUCAACGCCGACGGCGUCUUUCUCGACGAGGGCGAUAUCCUCGGACCGCGCAAGAAGGCCAAGGCCGACUACGAGGAGCGUAUGGCGUCGAUCGAAAAGGGACGCGAGGACCGCGAAAAGUACGGAAGCCGAAAGGGGAAAAAGAACAAGGAGGGCGGCAGCUCGACGACCAACCGCGAAAAGGAAAAGGGAAAGAACUUCCAGAUGGUGGCCAAAUCGUGGGGCGUCCGGAGCAAAAAGAAGGCGUCGCUGCGCGAAAAGUCGAAAAAGCUGCGAAAGCACAUCGACAAGGCCAAAAAGAGGAUGAAGUAG